Messenger RNA from Pediculus humanus corporis (human body louse), 462 nucleotides. RefSeq lists its product as uncharacterized. Gene Ontology annotation, cellular component: cytoplasm. The record is from RefSeq and is a predicted model, not a curated record. Gene Ontology annotation, biological process: tRNA metabolic process. The coding region runs from base 1 to 462 and encodes 153 amino acids. Gene Ontology annotation, molecular function: D-tyrosyl-tRNA(Tyr) deacylase activity. Lineage: Eukaryota; Metazoa; Arthropoda; Insecta; Psocodea; Pediculidae. The transcript is spliced from 4 exons.
AUGAAAAUUGUUAUUCAAAGAGUAACGCAUUCUUCCGUAAAAGUAAACGAUGAAAUAAUAAGUUCCAUCGGGAGAGGUUUAUUAGUUUUAAUUGGAAUAGGUAGAGAAGACACUCAAGAAGACGUGAAUUAUGCGUUGUCACAAUGUCACACGCUUUAUUUUUCAGAUAAAAGCGUUAUGGAUAAACAAUAUGAAGUUAUGUGUGUAAGUCAAUUCACUCUAUGUAAUAGUUUAAAAGGAAACAAAUUAGAUUUUCAUCACGCUAUGAAACCUGAUGAAUCUCAAAAAUUCUAUGAACAUAUAUUGGAAAGACUUAAAUGUCAAUAUGAUCCUGAUAAAAUAAAAGAAGGAAUGUUUGGAGCACUCAUGCAAGUUGAACUUUGUAAUGAUGGUCCAGUCACUAUAUCUUUAUCAUCGAACAAAGGUGAAAAAGAGAAAAAUGUCGAAUCAACAGAGAGUUAG